CAAGCAAACUGUAUUACGGUAAAGUUUGUUAAAUUCGUGUCGCUUGUGUAGGUACGCCCAUGGCAAUAUAAACUCACACAAAACAUAACUAUGAAAAUUAUCUGACAAAACAGUUUUGAUUUUUAUUUUUUAUUUUGUUUCUGUUUUUGUUUUUUGUGUAUGUCCUCAAUCUUGAAUAAAAUGUCUUUAAGUGCGAGCGCAGAAAAUCUGUCGACUGAUGCUCAGAGUUGUGAUGGAGGUUCAAUGUGCCUUGAACUGGCGUUGGAGGGUGAACGGUUAUGCAAAGCAGGCGACUGCAGGGCGGGGGUGGCCUUUUUCCAGGCCGCUAUCCAAGCUGGCACAGACGAUCUGCGAACCCUUAGCGCUAUAUACAGCCAAUUAGGAAAUGCCUAUUUCUACUUAGGUGACUACACAAAGGCUAUGCAAUACCAUAAACAUGAUUUAACUUUAGCUAGAACAAUGAAUGAUAAACUCGGUGAAGCUAAAGCUUCCGGUAACUUAGGUAACACUUUAAAAGUUAUGGGGAAAUUUAAUGAAGCGAUACAGUGCUGCAAGCGGCACUUGGAGAUAUCUAGGUCUCUUGGUGAUAGACUGAGUGAGGGUCGCGCGUUGUAUAACUUAGGCAAUGUAUACCACGCACAGGGGAAGCAGUUAGGAAGAGUUGGACAAAACGACCCAGGUCAUUUUCCUCAAGAAGUGCGUGAUUGUCUUCUACAAGCUGUUGCAUAUUAUGAGGAGAACCUCGAACUUAUGAGAAGUCUAGGUGAUAGACAAGCGAUGGGCAGAGCCUGUGGCAACCUGGGCAACACUUGCUACCUUCUAGGUGAUUUCACAAGGGCUAUACGAUACCAUACCGAGAGACUGAGGAUAGCUCAGGAGGUCGGAGAUAGGGCUGCCGAGCGAAGGGCAAAUAGCAACUUGGGAAACUCACACAUAUUCCUAGGACAGUUUGAAAAUGCAGCAGAACAUUAUAAACGUACCCUGGCUCUAGCUGAGGAAUUAGGAGACUCGGCUGUCGAGGCCCAAGCAUGCUAUUCUCUUGGUAACACUUACACUCUUCUACGAGAAUAUCGCAUCGCAGAGGAAUACCACGCUCGUCAUCUAUCAGCGGCAAGAAAAUUGCAAGAUAGAGUCGGAGAAGGCAGGGCUUGCUGGUCUUUGGGUAAUGCUCAUGCGGCCUUGGGCAACCAUGAAAAAGCACUGUAUUAUGCUAAGGAACAUUACAACAUCUCUAAGGAGCUAGGAGAUGUUCUCGGAAUGGCCACAGCCCAGAUGAAUAUCGGGGACCUUUGUAAAGUCCUAGGGCUCCCAGUUGAUGCAGCGCCUUCGCCUCCUCAGAUAACUCCAGAUGGUAAGAAACGGGAGGGUGAAGACAAAGAAAUGGUCCGUGGUGAAUCAGAAGAAGGCGAUAACCCCGAGAUGUUCAUGGAGCUGGUGGCCAAGUGUCAGUCAGAUAGGAUGGAUGAGCAGAGAGCUAGCCUCGAUAAAGAGAACAGACCGAGAAAGCUACAGCGUUCUUCUAGCAGUGGGAAUAAGAAUCCCCCCUCCGAGAACAUGCUCGAGAUGCUUAAUAUGAUUUCGAGUCUGCAGUCGGAGCGAAUGGACUCCCAGAGGGCGGAGUUGCGUCCGGUCACGAAGACUGGUACAAAACCAACGAACAAGGCAACAUCGUUACCUGGCCUGCGUCCUCUGCAGACGACAAGCACAAGGCCCGAGGACGAUUUUAUGGAAAUCAUUGCUCGGGUUCAAGGCUCAAGGUUAGACGAUCAACGCUCAGAGCUUCCAGCCCCGAAGCCCAAGGAACGUCCCCCACUGGACGAUGAUUUCUUCUCGUUGAUAAUGCGGGCGCAAUCUGGACGAAUGGAAGAUCAGAGGGCCAGCAUCCCGCUUAAGGAAACUGGAAACAAAGCAUCGAAUUCCAAAAAGUAAAACUGUAGCACAUUAUAAUGAAGUAAACAUUUUAAACGACCUGAAAACGACAUCUCUCUCCAAUUAUUCGAAACCGAAUUAUUUUACCCUUUAAUUCGCUUUUACCCAACUUUUACGAAUUGUCAAUUAAUUUAUAAAUUUCUUAAUGUUAUUUUGACCAAUUACAUAAUUGGAUCGAACACAAAAAUUAAUAAAUAUUACGAUCUUGACGUUAGCAGAUUCGCAAUAUUAAUAUAAAA
Messenger RNA from Melitaea cinxia (Glanville fritillary), 2168 nucleotides. RefSeq names its product G-protein-signaling modulator 2 (gene pins). The coding region runs from base 160 to 1929 and encodes 589 amino acids. Lineage: Eukaryota; Metazoa; Arthropoda; Insecta; Lepidoptera; Nymphalidae. The record is from RefSeq and is a predicted model, not a curated record. The transcript is spliced from 10 exons. Gene Ontology annotation, molecular function: GTPase regulator activity; identical protein binding.